CGUCACCGGACGUUCAUUUCGCGGAAAAAACGUUUCUGAACACUCAAUUCGCGGAAAAAACGUCACCAAACAUUCAUUUUGCGGAAAAAGCGUCUCCAGACGUUCAAUUCGCGAAAAAAAUAACACCAGACGUUCAAUUCGUGGAAAAAGCGUCUCCAGAUAUUCAAUUCACGAAAAAAACGUCACCAGACGUUCAUUUUGCGGAAAAAAUAUCACCAGACGUUCAAUUCGCGGAAAAAACGUCACCAGACGUUCAAUUCGCAGAAAAAACAUCACCAGACGUUCAUUUCACGGAAAAAAACAUCACCGGAUAUUCGUUUUGUGGAAAAAACAUCACCAGACGUUCAUUUCGCAGAAAAAACAUCACCGGACAUUCGUUUCGUAGAAAAAACGUCACCAGACGUUCAUUUCGUGAAAAAAACGUUUCCGAAUACUCAUUUCGAAAAACAACAGUGUUGUAUACCGGACACUGUCCGCCGAAAUUGAGCAGACACGGAUAUUCCAGGACAUAUCCAGGAUUUUCAUCUGAUCACAUGUCCUGUAUUACCAUUGUCAAUCGGAACGUGUCCGCCAUUUUUAAGUUGUCCGAAACAAUGUCCGCCG
Messenger RNA from Funneliformis caledonium, 603 nucleotides. The record is from the annotation of a GenBank genome assembly. NCBI's taxonomy places the organism in Eukaryota, Fungi, Glomeromycota, Glomeromycetes, Glomerales, Glomeraceae.